UUCAGCAUCAUAGCCAUGAAGUUGAACCUCACAACCGGAAUUAAUCCGAAUCUCAAUGUCUCGGCUGCCCUCCUAGGGUUUGUUUUCGUUCAUAUAUGGAAAUGGGUGGUCGAGAAAGUUGGACUCAUUUCUACACCGUUCACUCAACAAGAGAAUACGAUGAUCCAAACGUGUGUUGUAGCGUGUUAUGGCAUCGCCAUUGGAGGGGGAUUUGGUUCAUUUUUGUUGGCAUUGGACAAGAAAACAUAUGAAUUAACAGGGGGAAGUAGUUCUGAAGGGAACUCACCUGGGAGUUAUAAAGACCCUGAAAUUGGUUGGAUGAUUGGUUUUCUUUUCCUUGUAUGUUUCAUAGGUCUGUUUGUGUUGAUUCCUUUAAGAAAGAUCUUGAUAAUAGACUUCAAGUUAACUUUUCCGAGUGGUAUGGCCACUGCAGUUCUCAUUCAUGGAUUUCAUAAUCAGAAAGAAGAUGCAGCCAGAAAGCAAGUACGAGGGUUCUUCAAAUAUUUCUCCAUUAGCUUCUUUUGGGGAUUCUUUCAAUGGCUUUACACUGGGAAAGGAGGAUGUGGGUUCUCUCGGUUUCCUACUUUUGGACUGGAAGCUUUGAAAAACAGCUUCUACUUUGAUUUUAGUAUGACUUAUGUUGGAACUGGUAUGAUAUGUCCACAUAUUGUAAAUCUGUCUGGUCUUUUUGGAGCUGUUCUUUCAUGGGGGAUUAUGUGGCCAAUUAUUAGUAAGUUUAAAGGAGACUGGUUUUCUGCUGAUAUUCCUGAAUCUAGUAUGAAGAGUUUGGCUGGUUACAAGAUUUUCAUAUCAAUAGCUCUCAUCUUGGGUGAUGGUCUCUAUUACUUUGUGAAGGUGACCAUUUCCACACUCAUUAAUUUCAAAAUGAGGCAAAGAAAUUUCAGUUCAGGUAAAAAAAAAACUUAUUUGGAACACUAUAGUUUAGCAUCAUCAAGACAAAACGAAGUCUUUGUACGAGAGAAUAUUCCAUCAAGGAUAUCAAUUAUAGGGUUUAUAAUCUUAACUAUAAUCUCUUCAAUCGCGAUACCCUUCAUUUUUCCGGAGCUUAAAUGGUACUAUAUCAUCAUUGCUUGCAUUUUAUCACCACCUCUAGCCUUUUGCAAUGCAUAUGGAGCUGGCCUAACCGAUAUGAACAUGGCAUACAAUUACUCGAAAGUUGGACUUUUCGUCCUAGCAGCCACAAUUGGAAAAGAACACGGAGUUGUAGCAAGUUUGGCUGGUUGUGCUCUCAUAAAAUCGGUCGUCAAUAAUUCAUGUCUUUUGAUGCAAGACUUCAAAACCGGUCAUCUAACAAUGUCAUCUCCAAGAGCAAUGCUUAUAAGCCAAGCUAUUGGAACCGCUAUAGGUUGUCUUGUUUGCCCUUUAAGUUUCUUCUUGUUCUACAAAGCAUUUGAUAUUGGAAACCCUAAUGGAGAAUACAAGGCUCCUUACGCGGUUAUUUAUAGAAACAUGGCUAUUCUAGGUGUUGAAGGGUUUUCGUCGUUACCUCGACAUUGUUUACAAUUAGGGUAUGGAUUUUUUGGAUUUGCGGUUGGGGUUAAUCUUUUGAGAGAUCUUGAUCCGUUUGGGAUUGGGAAAUGGAUGCCUCUUCCCAUGGCUAUGGCUAUGCCUUUCAUAACGGGUGCGUAUUUCUCCAUUGAUAUGUUUGUGGGGAGUGUUGUGGUUUUCGUUUGGCAUAAAAUGAAUAAGGGUGUGGCUAAGUUGAUGGUUCCCGCGGUUGCUUCCGGUUUGAUAUGUGGAGAAGGGUUGUGGAUGCUUCCGGCCGCGGUUCUUUCUUUAGCCAAGAUAAAUCCUCCAAUGUGCAUGAGUUUCAAGCCUUCAUAACCUUACAAUAAGAAUUUCAUACAUUUAUUUCAUAUAUGUUCACAACAUCAUCAUAAUAAAAAUAACCCUCAUUUUCUUCAUAAUGUAUAGUUUGUCCAAAUGAAUUUAUUUGAUGUGUCAGUAUAUGUAAAUUCAUUCUA
Molecule: messenger RNA, 1985 nt
Organism: Impatiens glandulifera
Lineage: Eukaryota; Viridiplantae; Streptophyta; Magnoliopsida; Ericales; Balsaminaceae
Product: metal-nicotianamine transporter YSL3-like
Exons: 7
Coding region: 16-1845 (609 amino acids)
Biological process (GO): seed development; response to iron ion
Cellular component (GO): plasma membrane
Molecular function (GO): iron-nicotianamine transmembrane transporter activity; oligopeptide transmembrane transporter activity
Source: RefSeq, a predicted model, not a curated record